GCAUUAUUAUUACCACUCCCCUAAGCUCACUCUCGUGCCCCUCUCUCUCACUCCACUUCCUUACCCCUCAAGAAAUCUCCGCCCCUGUAUAAUCAUCAGAUAUCAAAAUCGGCGGAAUCAAAAUCGGCAGAGUCUUUGAACCUUAUUCUUGGAGGUCAAUCGGUGAUCGACGGCGGAGAUGAGCUGCAACGGAUGCCGAGUUCUGCGAAAGGGUUGCAGCGAGACUUGUAUACUGAGGUCGUGCCUGCACUGGAUCAGUUCCCCCGAAGCACAAGGCAACGCCACUUUAUUCCUCGCCAAAUUCUUUGGCCGCAGUGAUCUUAUGUCUCUCAUCUCCGCCGUACCGGAAUCCCAACGGCCAGCUUUGUUUCAAUCACUGCUGUUUGAGGCUUGCGGGCGAACGGUGAAUCCGGUAAACGGAGCGGUGGGACUGUUGUGGAGCGGGAACUGGCACGUGUGCCAGGCGGCGGUGGAGACGGUUCUUUCCGGCGGAAUUCUUCGGCCGAUACCGGCCAUCCUCACUGGAGUCUUCGCGCCAAAUUACGAUGAGUCAUCUGACAGUUUCUCUGCAGAGGCAUGCAAGUUACGAAACAUGUGGACCCAAUCGAAGCCGUACGCUAAUAUCACUAGGGAGAAUCAAGCGUCCGAUCUCAAUCUCUCUCUCACGCCAAAGCUUGUGGCGGCAGGUAGAACUGGGAGACAGAAGAGAGGCAGAGAUGCGGUGUCGUUUUACAGAGAAGAAUCGUCAGAGACGACGACUUUUGAGAGCAAUGGCAACGAUAGGAAGAAACUUUUGAAUCUGUUCAUUUGAAUGGAAAAAACAAAAGUUGGGGGGGGUGUUGAGGGGAAAGGGAGAAAGAGAGGGUUUUGUACUGUGAGUGAUCACCGUAGCGGUGUAAACUUUUUGUUUCUAUAUAAAUAUGAAGCCGGAAUUUUAGCCCGGCGAGUUUUUGGAA
This is a messenger RNA of Hevea brasiliensis (rubber tree), 956 nucleotides long. Its product is annotated as LOB domain-containing protein 38. Gene Ontology annotation, biological process: regulation of gene expression. The coding region runs from base 179 to 811 and encodes 210 amino acids. The transcript is spliced from 2 exons. The record is from RefSeq and is a predicted model, not a curated record. NCBI's taxonomy places the organism in Eukaryota, Viridiplantae, Streptophyta, Magnoliopsida, Malpighiales, Euphorbiaceae.